UAAGAACUCAAGAAGGUGCUGGAAAAUCUGAGGAGGUUGAGGAUUGCUCUAUCACUUGUUCUACAUCCUGAGCUCGUUUGCUGUCCCCUUCCGAGAAAGAAAGAAAAAAAAAUCUGCCAAAUCCCAGCGUUCAGUGCCCCGUUUCCGACGACCGGAUAUGAUGGCACACGGUUACUGACGAUGGGAAAGUCCAGGAUGGAGCAACAUCCCCAGGGCCUCGGCAGGCUUGGGUGCGCGGGGUGAAGGAGACCAGAAGGCAAGGGUGCAAGAAGAGCCGGGGGAAAGGAGGCAGAUAAGCUGACUGGACCACCCAGCGCGGCGGCUUUGCUUUUUGGCAGCAACCCCCCCCCCCCCCCCCACCUCCCGGGCCGCGGCAGACGCCGCAGCUGAGGCGGCGCGCGGGAACUGCCGGAAGGGGGCGGAGCCGAAGAGAAGCUCCUUUUUGAAGCAUGUUUUUCACUUGUGGCCCAAACGAGGCUAUGGUGGUCUCGGGUUUCUGCAGAAGCCCGCCUGUCAUGGUGGCAGGAGGUCGGGUUUUUGUCGUGCCCUGUAUUCAGCAGAUCAGGAGAAUAUCCCUCAACACGCUGACUCUUAAUGUCAAGAGUGAGAAAGUCUAUACUCGUCAUGGUGUUCCCAUAUCAGUUACUGGCAUUGCCCAGGUAAAGAUCCAAGGCCAGAACAAGGAGAUGUUGGCUGCUGCCUGUCAGAUGUUCCUAGGGAAGACUGAGGGUGAAAUUGCCCACAUUGCAUUGGAGACAUUGGAGGGCCACCAGAGGGCAAUCAUGGCCCACAUGACAGUAGAGGAGAUCUAUAAGGAUCGACAGAAAUUUUCAGAGCAAGUGUUCAAAGUAGCUUCAUCUGAUCUUGUCAACAUGGGCAUCAGUGUUGUUAGCUAUACUCUCAAGGAUAUUCAUGAUGACCAGGAUUAUCUUCAUUCCCUGGGGAAGGCUCGAACAGCUCAGGUCCAGAAAGAUGCACGUAUUGGGGAAGCUGAGGCCAAAAGAGAUGCUGGCAUCCAGGAGGCAAAAGCAAAACAACAGAAGGUAUCAGCUCAGUACGUGAGCGAGAUAGAGAUGGCCAAGGCACAAAGGGACUAUGAGCUGAAGAAAGCUGUUUAUGACAUUGAGGUCAACACCCGACGUGCACAGGCUGACCUAGCCUAUCAGCUGCAGGUGGCAAAGACAAAGCAGCAUAUAGAGGAGCAGCGAGUGCAGGUACAAGUGGUAGAGCGAGCCCAGCAGGUGGCAUUGCAAGAACAGGAGAUAACUCGUCGAGAGAAGGAGCUAGAAGCUCGGGUGAAGAAACCCUCAGAGGCUGACCGAUACCGCUUAGAAAGACUAGCUGAGGCGGAGAGGUCCCAGCUGAUUAUGCAAGCAGAAGCUGAAGCCGAGUCAAUUCGGAUACGUGGGGAAGCAGAAGCAUAUGCUAUAGGGGUCCGGGCCCGGGCAGAGGCUCAACAGAUGGCCAAGAAGGCAGAGGCCUUUCAAUUAUACCAGGAAGCUGCCCAACUGGACAUGUUGCUGGAGAAACUACCCCAGGUGGCAGAGGAAAUCAGUGGUCCUCUAAGUUCUGCCAAAAAAAUCACACUGGUAUCCAGUGGGGGAGGUACAUUGGGGGCUGCCAAGGUGACUGGAGAAGUAUUGGACAUUCUAAGCCACUUGCCAAAUUGUGUGGAGAAGCUCACAGGUGUUAGCAUUUCCCAGGUAAAUUAAAACAAGCCAGUUUUUGGAGCAACAACAAAAGGAUCAAAUUCCUAUUCCCUCAUGCACCAGUCAACCCUUAUAGAAAUUUCCUGAACCCAGGCUCUUUGUUCUACUGCAGUUGAGGUAGCCCCACUUCCUUCCAUGUUUGGAUUCUUCAGAUCUUCCCGCUCAUUUGCCUGUGUCUUGUGGGGGGCUGCUCCUCAUACUAUCAGUAGCCGGUUCUAUUCUAAAAAGGUGACCACUUAGCCCCAAUAUACUUAUUUAGUCGUCUAAUUAAAUGAUUGUCUGCCUGAAUUCUGGCCUUUUCCCUCUACUUUUUCUUCAAUGAAAAUAAGUUAUCCCAGACCACUAGUUCUCUUAAGCUGAAAAAGAGUUUUAGAAUGAAUAAGAAAUUCUAUUCCAAAACCACAAAUGAAGAUAUAGAAAGCACUCUUAAAGAGAGGGACUAGUUGGACCUUUUAAAUGGCAUAAUGGAGAAAACCAUAUUAUGGUUCAAGAAACAAACCUUGGUAUUGAUAUGGCAUUUUUAAUUUUCUCUGAGUAACCACCAUCCUAACCAUUAUCAAACUGUUCUCAAUGUUCCAUCAGAUUUAUCCUAUUCCUAUUUUAAUUUUAAGUGCAAAAAACAACCACCACCACUACCAAAGAUAGUACAACUACUGAUCUGAAGGGCAUUGAAGAGAAGACAGAAUUCCAAGUCCCACCCCAACCCUUACAUUGCAACUUCCCAUUCCCUUUCCAAGAAUCAAUCAGACACUUAAAUUUGUAGGGUUUUUUCCCUUCAUUUCCUGUUUAUUUGGGGUGGGGGUGGGGUGGGGAGGAAGAGGCAUCUUUUCAAUAUGAAAAAAAGCAAGUUCAACACAAAACAGAAACCUAGAACUGGGGGGGGAUGAGCCCAGUGUAGAAAAUGCAUAAGUGGAGAAGAUGACAGAAAAUGAAAGAGAGGGUGAUGGGAAGUGUUUGUUGCCCCAGCUUCUCUUCUUUUGGAGGGAAUUGAUUUGGGGGAGGGAGGAGAAACUGGAAGAAAAUUGAAAUCUUCCUCAAAUGAGGGACUUCUCUGGAAUUUUGGAAGUUGAAGCAAAUCUCACUGAUGGGUCCCAAAA
Messenger RNA from Sarcophilus harrisii (Tasmanian devil), 2806 nucleotides. It is a transcript of the gene FLOT1, whose product is annotated as flotillin 1. The transcript has 13 exons. Gene Ontology annotation, cellular component: plasma membrane. NCBI's taxonomy places the organism in Eukaryota, Metazoa, Chordata, Mammalia, Dasyuromorphia, Dasyuridae. Bases 450 to 1712 code for a protein of 420 amino acids. Gene Ontology annotation, biological process: protein kinase C signaling; regulation of receptor internalization; positive regulation of cell junction assembly. The record is from RefSeq and is a predicted model, not a curated record.